AUGCUCGACUCUCUGGUGAAAUUUGUGCGGGAGCAAUACCGCACCAAUGAGUUCAUUCCUCUGCAUGCGCCAAUAUUUGGUGGGAACGAAAAACGCUACGUUAACGAAACCAUAGAUUCGACGUUUGUUUCCAGCGUUGGUGCUUUUGUUGAUCGAUUCGAGCGAGACAUGGAAGCCUAUACCAGCAGUCCGCGAGCAGUGGCGACCGUCAACGGCACUGCGGCCUUGCACAUCGCCUUGAUGCUGGCCGGUGUCAAGGCCGGUGAUUUGGUGCUAACUCAGCCGCUCACCUUCGUGGCGACGUGUAAUGCCAUUGCGUAUUGCGGUGCCGACCCCGUGUUCAUUGAUGUCGACAAGCACACACUGGGGCUGUCUCCGGUAGCCAUGGAGCGCUGGCUGGAGGACUCUGCGUAUCUGGAUGACGAUGGCAUAUGCCGGGUCAAAAGUGACGGCAGGGUGAUUCGUGCUUGCCUGCCCAUGCAUACGUUUGGCCACCCUGUGGAGUUGGACUUGUUGAUUCAAGUUUGCGCGCGCUGGGGGAUGAUACUGGUCGAGGAUGCUGCCGAGUCCUUAGGUAGCCUCUAUAAAGGGCGUCACACAGGAACAUUUGGCGCUGUUGGUACAUUGAGUUUCAAUGGGAACAAAACCAUCACUACAGGUGGUGGUGGCAUGAUUUUGACUGAUGAGGCGCUGGGGGCACGGGCAAAGCAUCUGACCACCACUGCGAAAAAAGCUCACCCUUAUGAGUACGUCCAUGAUGAGGUGGGCUACAACUAUCGCUUGCCCAACCUCAACGCGGCUUUAGGAUGUGCUCAGCUUGAACAGUUAGACUCCUUUGUGGCCGCAAAGCGUUUUCUUGCGAGCCGUUACCAGUCAUUCUUAGAAGGUGGCCCUCUCCAGUUCGUUGUAGAACCCCAAGGGUGUCGUUCCAACUAUUGGCUUAAUGCAGUGAUCUGUGAGGACCUCAAGCAGCGCGACGAGUUGUUGGCUUUCAGCAAUCAGGCUGGUGUCAUGACGCGACCGAUAUGGAAGCUGAUGAGUCAUUUAGAGGCGUACUCUUCCUGCCUGCAAGGUGACUUGACCAAUGCGUUAUGGCUUGAGCAGCGGGUCGUGAAUUUGCCGAGUAGCGUUGUGCCGGAGUUGCAGGUUUGAAGCGUAGCGUUGCCGUUUUCACCGGCACGCGCGCCGAGUACGGUUUGCUCUAUUGGUUGAUGAAAGACAUUCAAGCCAGCGAGAGCAUGACGCUGCAAGUGAUUGUAAGUGGCAUGCACCUCUCGCCUGAGUUUGGUGAAACCUGGAAAGGUAUAGACGCCGACGGGUUCACCAUUGAUGCAAAAGUAGAAAUGCUUCUGUCUUCUGACACCGACGUUGGUGUUGUCAAGUCGAUGGGCCUCGGCACGCUGGGCUUUGCCGACGCGCUGGACCGGUUGCGGCCUGACAUCUUGAUUGUGCUGGGGGAUCGGUUUGAAGCGCUUGCAAUCGUGCAGGCGGCAUUGAUCAUGAAGAUUCCAGUUGCGCAUCUUCAUGGUGGCGAGAUUACCGAGGGUGCCUACGACGACGCGAUCCGACACGCUAUCACCAAGAUGGCAUUCUUCCACUUUGUAUCCACCGAACCGUAUCGGCAGCGUGUGAUUCAGAUGGGGGAGUCACCUGAGCGUGUGUUUAAUGUAGGUGCCGUGGGGCUGGAUCAUCUACUACGCAGUCCGCGAAUGACUCUAGACGAAUUGUCGCAGAGUCUGGACUUCAAGUUGGAUAGGCCGUUCCUGUUGGUGACUUAUCAUCCGGUUACUUUGUCCGAAGAAGAUCCGAUCCAAAGCUUUAACGCGUUGUUAUCGGCUCUUGAUCAGUUUCCAGGGCACAAGGUCAUUAUCACCUAUCCCAAUGCCGAUAAUGGGGGGCGCGCGAUAAUUCCCCUGCUGGAGGAGUACGCGCAGCGCAGCCCCGACCGCGUGAAAGCCAUACCUUCGCUCGGAUUUCGGCGAUAUCUCAGCGUGGUCGCUCUGGCUGACGCUGUUGUAGGCAACUCCUCGAGUGGCAUUAUCGAAGUACCAGCUUUUGGCGUACCGACGAUCAAUAUAGGUGCACGACAGGCCGGGCGUUUAUCCUCAGCCUCGGUUAUCAAUUGCUCGCCUGACGCCAAAUCCAUUGCGGGCGCAGUACACCUAGCACUGACUAACGUGUUCGCUGAAGCUUGCAAACAGGCGGUUAACCCCUACGGCGCCGGCGAUGCUGCGCGUUGCAUCGUGGACGUCCUCGAGCGUUUCAAUGGGGAAUACCACAAAUCAUUUCACGAUUUGAGCUAA
This is a messenger RNA of Tuber aestivum (summer truffle), 2303 nucleotides long. The record is from the annotation of a GenBank genome assembly. Lineage: Eukaryota; Fungi; Ascomycota; Pezizomycetes; Pezizales; Tuberaceae.